AUGAGAACAGGAGCUCUUAGUGCAUUAGGAGCUUGUAUAUGGACAUUAAAACGUAGUCUUAUUGAUACUGAUAUACUACGUCAAUUUGAGGAAUUUAUACCAGUUGAUGAAAUGAACACAUCACAUGAUUGCUCCUCCAUGUCACAACUCAAUGUAUCUAUCACUAGUGAUUUUACCAAUAGAAAAAUGGUAUUGGAUGAUAUCACAUUGGCUAAUCUUGAUGUAAUCGAUAAUAGUGGUCGUAUGGCUGGGACAUUAAUGGAGCGUCUUUAUCAUUGUUGUACUGCUUUUGGUAGACGUCUGUUGAAACUGCUCUCAGCUCCUCUGUGUAAUCCAUCUGCUAUUAAUGAUAGAUUAGAUGCUGUGACUGAUUUGUACAUAAACUCUUCUCUAAUGUUUGAAGUGAAAGGAGUUUUGCAAACAAUUCCUGACUUGGAGAGAAUGUUGAGAAGAGUUUAUUCGUUGGGGUCAAAGGUCAGAAGUGAGACACAUCCAGACAAUAGAGCUAUAUUUUAUGAAGAGAUAUUGUACAAAUUAUCCUCUCAUCUCUUGAAACAGAUAGUCACUCCAACUGCAGACAAAGGACUAUUUCCUGAUUUAAAGGAUAAACUUCACUUUUUUGAUACAUCAUUUGAUCAUCAGAAAGCUCGUAGUGAUGGAGCCAUUAUUCCUCGUAAUGGAGUCAAUAAUGAUUAUGAUACUGCAUUACAAAAUAUAGAACAGAUCGACCAAAAUUUAGAUGAUUACAUAAAGCAACAGAAAAAACGACUUCAUUGUAAAAAUAUAUCAUAUUGGGGUACUGGUCGUAAUCGUUUUCAACUGGAAGUACCAGAGUCUUUAGAGGUACCAGAUUCUUACGAACUCAAGUCUCAGAAGAAAGGAUUUCGUCGCUACUGGACGAGGGAGAUUGAGGAAAUGUUGUCUGAGUUGGUAGCAGCUGAAGAGAAAAGAGACAGUGCUUUACGUGAUACAAUGAGAACAAUUUUUUAUUCAUUUGGAGAGGAUUUUUCAUUGUGGGACUCUGUCCGUUGUCUGUCGAUAUUAGAUGUAUUAGUUGCUAUGGCAACAUUCAGUGCAGGUAACACAUGUCGUCCUAUUAUAGUACGGGAGAAGAACCCAUUUCUUGAAAUCUAUGGAGGAAGACAUCCCUGCGUUGUUCAGACAUUCACUGGAGAUGAAUUUGUUCCCAAUGAUGUCAUCAUUGAUUCAGAAGGGUCUGGCAAGUCAUGCUUAGUAGUGACUGGACCCAAUAUGGGGGGAAAAUCAACACUAUUGAGACAAACUGGUCUUAUAGUAAUAUUAGCACAAAUGGGCUGUUUUGUACCAGCAGAAUCAUGUAAGCUUACACCAGUUGAUAGAAUAUUUACAAGAUUAGGAGCUUCAGACCGUAUCAUGAAAGGGUAUAGUACUUUCUAUGUUGAAGUCAGUGAGACAAGUGUCAUAUUACAACAUAGCACAAUCAACUCAUUAGUUUUACUAGAUGAGUUAGGUCGUGGAACAGCUACUUACGAUGGUACAGCUAUUGCUUCAGCUGUCAUCAGGAGUAUAGUAGAUAGAAAAUGUCGUACUUUAUUCUCCACCCACUACCACACCCUAGUGGAUGAAUUAAAAGACAACCCUCGUAUUCAAUUAGGACAUAUGGCUUGUAUGGUGGAAAGUGAAGAAGAGAAUGAGGGAGAAGAGAGUAUAACGUUUCUUUAUAAAUUUAUUGAUGGAGCAUGUCCUAAAAGUUAUGGAUUUAAUGCAGCAAACUUAGCUGGUGUACCUCUUGAGGUAAUUAUUUGA
Messenger RNA from Gigantopelta aegis, 1785 nucleotides. Its product is annotated as DNA mismatch repair protein Msh6-like. Gene Ontology annotation, molecular function: ATP binding; mismatched DNA binding; ATP-dependent DNA damage sensor activity. Gene Ontology annotation, cellular component: nucleus; MutSalpha complex. Gene Ontology annotation, biological process: mismatch repair. The record is from RefSeq and is a predicted model, not a curated record. NCBI's taxonomy places the organism in Eukaryota, Metazoa, Mollusca, Gastropoda, Neomphalida, Peltospiridae.